Molecule: messenger RNA, 688 nt
Organism: Perognathus longimembris pacificus (Pacific pocket mouse)
Lineage: Eukaryota; Metazoa; Chordata; Mammalia; Rodentia; Heteromyidae
Product: high mobility group protein B1-like
Exons: 1
Coding region: 86-688 (200 amino acids)
Biological process (GO): regulation of transcription by RNA polymerase II
Cellular component (GO): nucleus
Molecular function (GO): DNA binding, bending
Source: RefSeq, a predicted model, not a curated record
UUGAGCUCCAUAGAGACAGCGCAGGGGCAAGUGAGAGCCGGACGGGCACCGAGCGACUCUGUUCCUCGCGGAGGAAAAACUAAACAUGGGCAAAGGAGAUCCUAAGAAGCCGAGAGGCAAAAUGUCAUCAUAUGCAUUCUUUGUGCAAACUUGCCGGGAGGAGCACAAGAAGCACCCGGAUGCCUCCAUCAACUUCUCAGAGUUUUCUAAGAAGUGCUCAGAGAGGUGGAAGACCAUGUCUGCUAAAGAGAAAGGGAAAUUUGAAGACAUGGCCAAGGCGGACAAGGCUCAUUAUGAAAGAGAAAUGAAAACCUACAUCCCCCCUAAAGGGGAAACAAAAAAGAAGUUCAAGGAUCCCAAUGCGCCCAAGAGGCCUCCUUCGGCCUUCUUCUUGUUCUGUUCUGAGUAUCGCCCUAAAAUCAAAGGGGAACACCCCAGCCUGUCUAUUGGUGAUGUUGCGAAAAAACUGGGAGAGAUGUGGAACAACACUGCUGCAGAUGACAAGCAGCCUUAUGAAAAGAAGGCUGCUAAGCUGAAGGAAAAAUAUGAAAAGGAUAUUGCUGCCUACCGAGCUAAAGGAAAACCUGAUGCAGCCAAAAAGGGGGUUGUGAAGGCUGAAAAGAGCAAGAAAAAGAAGGAAGAGGAGGAAGAAGAGGAAGACAAAGAGGAUGAGGAUGAUGAUGAAUAA